Messenger RNA from Hordeum vulgare subsp. vulgare (domesticated barley), 2175 nucleotides. RefSeq names its product E3 ubiquitin-protein ligase RGLG3-like. The record is from RefSeq and is a predicted model, not a curated record. The transcript is spliced from 18 exons. The coding region runs from base 271 to 1869 and encodes 532 amino acids. Lineage: Eukaryota; Viridiplantae; Streptophyta; Magnoliopsida; Poales; Poaceae.
CCUGCCCUCCCCAAAAGGAAGAAUUCAAACUUCCAAGCCCAAAAAAGAAAAGGAAAAAAGGAAAGCAGUGAAGGCCGCCCCUGCGCUGCGCCGACCACGCGGAUAUAUCCAGCCCGCCCCCGCCCACGGGAAACUGCCGCUCGCCGUCUCCAGCAAUCAACCACCACCACCAGCAAAAGCCCGGCGCGGCGGCGUCUCUUCCUUUCCUUCCCCGCUCGCCAUCCGCCAUCGCCGUCCCUCAUCGGGGUUGCUGAUGCGCAGGCGAAAUCCAUGUGGUUCUGCGGGUCGUCGCCGAUAACGUGGGGCCAACAAGAGGAAGAGGAAGAGGAUCGUGACGAGCAUGACAGUACCCAGUCGACGCCCACAGUGUGGGACGAAAAUGAACAGGCUGAUGACGAGCAUGACGCCAGAUCGCCGCCGACAAUGUGGGACGAAGAGGAAAAGGAUGAUGACGAGCAUGACACCCAACCGCCACCGACGAUGUGGGGCGAAAAUGAAGAGUCUGAUGACCAGUAUGACACCGAAUCGCCGCCGACAACUUGGGACGAAACUGAAGAGGCUGAUGACGAGUAUGACACCCAAUCGCCGCCAACAAUGUGGGGCGAAAAUGAAGAGACUGAUGACGAGCAUGGGCACGAUGACGACGAUGUUCCCUCCGGGAGUUCCGAGGAAGGGGAGCCCAAGUUCAUAGAAGACAAGUACAGGUACAGCACGGUGGAUGAGGUCAUUACUGUACUGAGAGAAGCUGGGCUUGGAUCAUCAAAUCUUAUUUUUGGCAUUGACUUCACCAAGAGCAACGAUUGGUCAGGUAAGCAUUCCUUCGGAGGAGAAUCUCUGCAUGCCAUCAGUCGCACCCCAAAUCCUUAUGAGCAAGCCAUUUCUAUUAUUGGGCGAACACUAUCACCUUUUGAUGAUGAUAACUUGAUACCAUGCUUUGGAUUUGGUGAUGUUUCUACAUGUGAUCAUUCCGUCUUCAACUUUUACGAAGAAGACCGUCCUUGUCGUGGUUUUGAGGAGGUUCUUGAUAGAUACAAACAAAUGAUUCCAUAUUUGGACUUUUCAGGACCAACUUCUUUUGCACCCCUUAUCUACGCGGCGAUUUCAGUCGUCGAAAGGAGUAACUUCCAAUACCAUGUCCUCGUCAUCAUAGCUGAUGGACAGGCGGCCACCUCAAAGUCUUACAGCAUCUUAAGUCCACAAGAAGAGGAAACUAUACAAGCACUUGUUGAUGCUAGCUUCUAUCCUCUUUCAAUUGUGAUGGUGGGAGUGGGCGAUGGACCAUGGGAUGAAAUGAAGCAUGUUGAUGACUGUAUUCCUGACAGGGCUUUUCACAAUUUCCAGUUUGUGAACUUUACUGACAUCAUGUCAACGAGCAAGGAUAUGGAGAAGAAGGAGGCUGCAUUGGCCUUUGCAGCUCUGAUGGAAAUACCCGCUCAAUACAAAGCGACCCAAUGCCUCCAACCUCCAGAGUGGCACGAAGAAAUGGCUGACCCUUGGAUGAUCCUUCCGCCACCAAUUGAAGUCCUUGAACGUGAUUAUGCUGUUGCAGUUUCCCAUUUUCCAGCCGCACCCGCCCUGUCUACCGGCAUUGGCAAGGACAGUUCGGAUGAACAGGUAUGCCCCAUCUGCUUAAUGAAUCCAAAGGACAUGGCUUUCCAAUGUGGUCAUCUGCUAAGUCUCCCUAGCGCGGCAUUAACCGGCGUUGGCAAGGGCACUUCGGAUGAACAGUUAUGCCCCAUCUGCUUAACGAAUCCAAAGGACAUGGCUUUCCAAUGUGGUCAUCUGACAUGCAAGGAGUGUGGUCCGACGCUAUCGACCUGCCACCUGUGCCGCGCACCGAUCACCGUGCGCCUGAGGCUCUUCUCGUGAAGAUGACGUGGCCCUCUGUAGCGGAGUACCGAAUCGGCCGUUCCAUCCAACUCGGUGUCAGUAGUAAUGAAGGAGCAAGAGGUUGGAAAGACAAUCCGGUCAAAAAAAAAAAGGUUGAAAAGACAAAGAUACAUGAAUAGAACUUUACUUUAUAUGUCCAGAACCAACUGCAUUUCAGACUUCCAGUGACCUGUUGAUUGCACAGUUUAUUACUGUCGUCAUGCACAAAGUAGCAGUGGUAGGAAACUGUGUUUCCUUUUUCUGGUAAAACCUGAAUGGAAUAUCAGCUAUUGUGUUACAGUAUGA